ACUCCGUCCAUCUCCGCCCGAUUUUUCCCCAACCCGCAACCGCGUCCUCCCCCCUCCUCGAGGCUUGCCGGCGAAGCGAUCGGCCGCGCCGUCGCCUGAGGAGCUCGGCCACCGGCGCGCGCGUGGUGGAAUAUGGAUUACGACUACCGGGGCCGGCCGGGCUCCGGAUCCUACGGCGGCGGGUCGCCGUCCAUGUACCCGCGCGUCGGCCAGCCCUCCCACGGCGUCGCCAACGUGCCCCCGCCGCCGCGGGCCGCGCCGUAUCACCACCACGGGCCACCAUCCGUCUCCGCCGCGCCAGGGGCUCCGCCCCCCGUCCACGCCUCGUCCUCCACAUCGAUGGGCAUACAAGUUGUGAUAAAGCCAGAAUAUCGGAUAGCCCCACCUCCUCAGCUGCCUCUGCAGCUCGUAGAAGUUCCUCGCAGCACCUUCAACUAUGAUUUUGAGUAUGAAAGGGAGAUUCUUGCUGAGGCUGAUAAGGAGAACCCCAACUGGAGCAAGUUUGUGGUAGAGAAUCAGCCACCACCACAACCACAGCCACCAAGACCAAAACUCACAACUCCCACUACUUCUGUGGCUACACCAGGGGAUCCGGUUGUGGAGAAGUAUAUAGCUAUGGGGCUUGGACGUGAAGCUGUCUCAUUUGCUGUGUUGAAUUAUGGAGAUAAUCCAACGAAGGUGAAGGAGUUUGUGAAAUCCUACAAUGCUCUCCACGAGAUGGGCUUCACGUCCUCAAAUGUUCCCGAGCUGCUGGCCAUCCACGACAACGACCCUGACAAGGUUAUCCCGCACCUGCUCGGCAGAUCGUAGUCCAGAACAAGACUCUUCGCAUAUACCCCCAUGUACAGUACAAGUCUAUCCUAUGCUGGCAUGUCACAUGUAGCAUGUAGUAUGUUUUCGAGUGCCAGCGGCUGUACGUGUAUUUCUGCUACGGGUUUCAUGAGCUGACUAUGGUUGCGCUUGCUUCAUAAGCAGUUCCAUAAGCUACCCUUUUCUAUGUCGCAAAUAUACUAGGUGAUUCUGAUUGCUGAAA
Molecule: messenger RNA, 1033 nt
Organism: Oryza brachyantha (malo sina)
Lineage: Eukaryota; Viridiplantae; Streptophyta; Magnoliopsida; Poales; Poaceae
Product: synaptic defective enhancer 1
Exons: 5
Coding region: 133-810 (225 amino acids)
Biological process (GO): ubiquitin-dependent protein catabolic process via the multivesicular body sorting pathway
Cellular component (GO): ESCRT I complex
Molecular function (GO): ubiquitin binding
Source: RefSeq, a predicted model, not a curated record